This is a messenger RNA of Eupeodes corollae, 674 nucleotides long. It is a transcript of the gene snRNP-U1-C, whose product is annotated as U1 small nuclear ribonucleoprotein C. Gene Ontology annotation, molecular function: pre-mRNA 5'-splice site binding; zinc ion binding. Gene Ontology annotation, biological process: mRNA 5'-splice site recognition; mRNA splicing, via spliceosome; spliceosomal snRNP assembly. The record is from RefSeq and is a predicted model, not a curated record. The coding region runs from base 119 to 571 and encodes 150 amino acids. Gene Ontology annotation, cellular component: U1 snRNP; nucleus. The transcript has a single exon. Lineage: Eukaryota; Metazoa; Arthropoda; Insecta; Diptera; Syrphidae.
UUCCUGCUGAAUUCCCUUUAUUUCUGUGGUGCGUCCAAAUGUGUAGGAAAAGUUAAAAUAAUCUCGACGCUAUUUAGUUAAAUAAAAUAAAAAAUUGUACAUUUUACAAGAAGGCAAAAUGCCCAAAUACUAUUGUGACUAUUGCGACACAUAUUUAACUCAUGAUUCGCCUAGUGUCCGAAAAACCCACUGUACCGGCCGUAAACAUCGUGACAAUGUUAAAUUUUACUAUCAAAAAUGGAUGGAAGAACAAGCCCAGCAUUUAAUUGACGCUACCACUGCAGCAUUCAAAGCUGGUAAAAUAUCUCAGAAUCCCUUCGCUACAGCUCCACCAAAGCAAGGUGGUGUUGCUAUUCCACCACCAACAAAUAUUGGUCCUCCACCACGACCAGGAAUGAUGCCGCCGGGAAUGCCACCAAUGAUGAUGGGUGCUCAUGGACCUUUACCUCCACCAAUGAUGGGUAUGCGUCCACCUCCAAUGAUGGGACCUAUGGGCAUGAUGGGACCACCUCCACCAAUUGGUGCAAUGGGAAUGCGACCACCGCUGGUGAAUGGACCUCCUCCAAAAUAAUAAUCAGAAUAAAUCUAGUAAUUUCUAACUAAACUUUAAAUUGUACUUUAUUUAAGAUUUUUAAAUAAGAAUUUUUCAUUUUAUAUGAUUAAAAACAAAAAAA